GUCCCUCUCUAGGCUUUGGAGAACUCCGGGGGCGUCAUAAACGGGGUGCCUCACCCCCGGUGCUAAUGGUUCCGGCCGCCCCGCCCCUCUCUGGUUGCCGCGGGUUGCGCGCGCCGAGCUCACGUCGCUAGGGCCUGGCUGCGGCGGCGCGUCCGUCCGCGCUGUGCCCGGGGCUGCCCGAGCAGCUUGGGGUCCCGGGGUCCAGGCCGCAGAUAAAUUGGGGUGUCGGAAGCACCCGCGGAGGAAUCCACACCAGGUGGGGAAGAAGCAUGAGGUUGCAGCCGACAUCCGCGAGCCGAGAUGCUCAGCUUUACUUAUUAGGUGUGGCUUACAUGUGUGACUUUAGCUUUCGAAGCUUCAGUUUUGUCAUCUGUAGAAUGGACAUCACCGAAGCCACUUCGCAGGACUGUUAAGAGGAUUAAAUGAAACAAUGUUUGUAAAGCUCUUUGCACAAGGGAGUCCUGGAGGCAGGGCCUGGCAGGCAGAGCAUGCCCGGUAUCACUGGGGACCAUGGGCAGCAUGAAAACCCCCGUGGAGCUGGCCAUCAGUGGGAUGCAGACCCUCCACCUUCAGCACCGUUGCCGGGGUGGCUACCGGGUCAAGGCCAGGACAUCCUAUGUGGAUGAGACUUUGUUUGGCAGCCCUGCGGGUACCCGGCCCACACCACCAGACUUUGACCCACCUUGGGUGGAGAAGGCCAACAGAACCAGUCGAGUGGGCACAGGGACAUCACAGGCCUUGGGGGCCAACGGGAGCUGUGAGAACACCUCCUCCAGGGUCAGCACCCCGACCCUCACACCGAGGAAGAAGAACAAAUACAGACUGAUCAGCCACACUCCUUCUUACUGCGAUGAGUCGCUGUUUGGCUCCCGACCCGAGGGCACCAGCUGGGAGGGCCCGUGGAUGGCAAAGGGGGAUGCUGCAAAACUCCAUGCCCUCUUCUGGACACCCCCAGCCACCCCCAGGGGCAGCCAGUCGCCCCGCCCCAGGGACACCCCACUGCGAGCCGUUCACCCAGCUGGUCCCUCGAAGCCAGAGCCCAAGGUGGCGGCAGAUACCCGGAAGUUGUCCGUGGACGGGUUAGACUCUCCACGCCCUCCGAGGCGAGAACGUUCCCAUUCCCUCACACACCUGAAUGUCCCCGGCACGGGUCGCCCACACACCAGUGCCUCCCACGCCAAUGGGCCUCGGGAUUCCAGGCCUUCCCCGUCGGGGGUGACCUUCCAGAGCCCCCUCGUGACUCCCAGGGCUCGCUCAGUCCGUGUUUCAGUGCCAGCCGCCCCUCAGCGAGGUGGGGCCACCCAGAAACCAAAGCCCCCUUGGAAAUGAGUUUCUUGGUUCUCAGGUUUGCUCAUGGGUCACAGUGAGGGGCACGGUUUCAGAGGAGGGCACUGGUUGGGGGCGCCUCUGGAGAACCAGGGUCUCCUAGGUAACCACGAGGCAUCGGAGAAGCGCUCGUGGGGGCAGACGCAGCGAGGGCGGGCCGUGCCUCUGUGCUGACAAUCGCCAGUUCCUACCUUUUACCCCAUCGUGUGGAUUUGACAGCCGCCCCUUAAGAUUCCUGUACUGGUGUUGCCAUGGCCACAGGCCGUAUGAGUGCCAACCCGGGGGUGCCCCUGGGAGGGGCCCGCCGCUCCCCCAUCACUCCCACAACGUCUUGCCACCAAGUGUGACUAAGUAGCACGAUCGCCAACCUGGAAGGUCCCUUCUUCAAGCCAAGCUUCCUGCUCAGGAUGAGUUUCCAGCUGAGUCUGGAGUUUUCCCAGGCUCAGUGUGUGGACCGUGGGAAACAGGAUCUGGGUGACAUGCGGGUGGGCAUUUUUUAAUUUUAAUAAUCAUGUAUUUGUUUCCAUGUAUUAAAUAUAUCAGUAGCGUAUCAAAGCCA
This is a messenger RNA of Felis catus (domestic cat), 1885 nucleotides long. It is a transcript of the gene RITA1, whose product is annotated as RBPJ interacting and tubulin associated 1. Bases 511 to 1329 code for a protein of 272 amino acids. Gene Ontology annotation, biological process: nuclear export; Notch signaling pathway; negative regulation of Notch signaling pathway. Lineage: Eukaryota; Metazoa; Chordata; Mammalia; Carnivora; Felidae. Gene Ontology annotation, molecular function: tubulin binding. The record is from RefSeq and is a predicted model, not a curated record. Gene Ontology annotation, cellular component: nucleus; cytoplasm. The transcript has 4 exons.